This is a messenger RNA of Vigna angularis (adzuki bean), 911 nucleotides long. Its product is annotated as extracellular ribonuclease LE. Gene Ontology annotation, cellular component: extracellular region. The record is from RefSeq and is a predicted model, not a curated record. Bases 66 to 746 code for a protein of 226 amino acids. The transcript is spliced from 4 exons. Lineage: Eukaryota; Viridiplantae; Streptophyta; Magnoliopsida; Fabales; Fabaceae. Gene Ontology annotation, molecular function: ribonuclease T2 activity; RNA binding. Gene Ontology annotation, biological process: RNA catabolic process.
UCCAAUAAACAAUCAUACUCCACAAAACCACAUCAAAGUUUCUCUCUUUACCGCUAGAGGAAGACAUGGGGUCCAAAGGGUCCAUCUCCAUGAAGCUUUUGCUGCUUCUGCAUUUGGCCAUUCUCUGUUCUUCACAGGGUUUUGAUUUCUACUACUUCGUUCAGCAGUGGCCAGGCUCCUACUGUGACACACAGAACAGUUGCUGCUACCCGACCACUGGGAAACCCGCUGCUGAUUUUGGCAUUCAUGGACUCUGGCCUAAUAACAAAGAUGGUUCUUACCCGUCUAACUGUGAUUCAAACAAUCGUUUUCAGCAAUCACAGAUAUCAGAUUUGACAAGCAGUUUGCAGAGGAAUUGGCCGACUCUAGCAUGCCCAAGUGGUAGUGGAGUUCAAUUCUGGACUCACGAAUGGGAGAAACAUGGCACUUGCUCUGAGUCAGUCCUUAAGCAACAUGACUAUUUUGAAGCAGCUCUCGAUCUGAAGCAGAGAGCCAACCUCCUCCGAGCUCUUGCAAAUGCUGGGAUAGAAGCAGAUGGAGGGUUUUACAGUCUUAGCAGCAUCACAGGGGCUAUAAAAGAUGCAAUUGGGUAUACUCCAUACGUUGAGUGCAAUGUGGAUGCGUCACGUAACAGCCAGCUUUACCAAGUUUAUUUGUGUGUCGACACUUCAGCCUCUGGUUUCAUCGAAUGCCCUGUCUUCCCUAAAGGCAGAUGUGGCUCCCAAAUUCAGUUCCCAACUUUCUAACACUUGUAUCUAGGAACCACUUUAUGUGUGAAGUGCAUCUUCCCCUUUCUGUCUGUUGCUUUUGCAUUAUAGUUUCUCUCUUACCAAUUGUAACUGUGCUUUAGUCCAUGCAUCACUUCCCCCAGACAACUAAACUUUUAUAAUAUUUAAUACCAAGUUCAGUUA